Messenger RNA from Suricata suricatta (meerkat), 1302 nucleotides. It is a transcript of the gene HSD11B2, whose product is annotated as hydroxysteroid 11-beta dehydrogenase 2. Bases 1 to 1203 code for a protein of 400 amino acids. Gene Ontology annotation, molecular function: oxidoreductase activity. NCBI's taxonomy places the organism in Eukaryota, Metazoa, Chordata, Mammalia, Carnivora, Herpestidae. The transcript is spliced from 6 exons. The record is from RefSeq and is a predicted model, not a curated record.
AUGGUCCCCGGGACCAGGCGGCGGCGCAGCCCGGAGGGGGCCCCAUCCCGGGCCGCGCGACGAAGGCUGGGCCGGCAAGUCCUAGGACACCGGCUGGAGCGGACUGGAUCUGCGCUCGACUGGCUGUGCCAGCGCCUGCUGCCCCCGCCGGCCGCACUCGCCGUACUGGCCGCCGCCGGCUGGAUCGCGUUGUCCCGCCUGGCGCGCCCUCCGCGCCUGCCCGUGGCCACUCGCGCGGUGCUCAUCACCGGCUGUGACUCUGGGUUUGGCAAGGAGACGGCAAAGAAGCUAGAUGCCAUGGGCUUCACGGUGCUGGCCACCGUGUUGGAGUUGGAUGGCCCUGGUGCCCUAGAGCUGCGUGCCUGCUGUUCCCCUCGCCUAAGGCUGCUGCAGCUGGACCUGACCAAGCCAGCAGAUAUCAGCCGAGCACUGGAGUUCACAAAGGCUCACACCACCAGCACAGGUUUGUGGGGCCUGGUCAACAAUGCUGGCCACAACAAUGUAGUGGCCGAUGUGGAGCUGUCUCCAGUGGCCACAUUCCGCAGCUGCAUGGAGGUGAAUUUCUUUGGCGCGCUUGAGCUAACCAAGGGUCUCUUACCACUGCUGCGCCGUUCGAGGGGUCGCAUCGUGACAGUGGGCAGCCCAGCAGGAGACAUGCCAUAUCCAUGCUUGGCAGCCUAUGGGACCUCCAAAGCAGCCAUGGCGCUGCUCAUGGACACAUUCAGCUGUGAACUUCUGCCCUGGGGGGUCAAGGUCAGCAUCAUCCAGCCUGGCUGCUUCAAGACAGAGUCCGUGCAGAACGUGGGCCAGUGGGAGCAGCGUAAGCAGCUGCUGCUGGCCAGCCUGCCUCAAGAAGUGCUCCAGGCCUACGGUGAGGACUACAUUGAGCACUUACAUGGGCAGUUCCUGCAUUCGCUGCGCCUGGCGAUGCCAGACCUCAGCCCGGUUGUAGAUGCCAUCACCGACGCACUGCUGGCAGCUCAGCCGCGCCGCCGCUAUUACCCAGGUCGUGGCCUGGGGCUCAUGUACUUCAUCCACUACUACCUGCCUGAGGGCCUGCGGCGCCGCUUCCUGCAGACCUUCUUCAUCAAUCACUGUCUGCCAAGAGCACUGCGGCCUGGCCAGCCCGGCUCUACCCUAGCCCAGGAUGCAGCCCUGGACCCAGACCCAAACCCAGGCUCUUCCCCCAUGGCAGCCCAAUGAGCAGCAUGCACAGAUGGCCGAGCUGCUGCAGCAGAGGAGGUCCCCUGAGCCCUUGGCCCUCCCCUGGGCAUUGUGACACCCAAGUUUGCCCUAGAGCCU